This is a messenger RNA of Apiotrichum porosum, 768 nucleotides long. RefSeq lists its product as uncharacterized. The coding region runs from base 1 to 768 and encodes 255 amino acids. The transcript has 3 exons. The record is from RefSeq and is a predicted model, not a curated record. NCBI's taxonomy places the organism in Eukaryota, Fungi, Basidiomycota, Tremellomycetes, Trichosporonales, Trichosporonaceae.
AUGGCUACAGAACAACCACCUACAGACACUCCUACGGCGAGCUCCACUGCACCGGUCGCUCCUGCGGCCGUACCAGUGCCAACAGCGCCAACGGAUGCUGCCCCUGGAACGACGUCUGGAGCUGCUCCUGAGACCGUCGACAGCGAUGGCACGCCAGUCGCGCUCAAAGAGCUAGUCCUUGGCUUUGAGUCGUACAACUUUAGCGGAGACGAUGCGUUCCGGACCGGCCUGCCAGCAGUGAUCAAGGCGCUGAAGGGUGGCCGGAAAUCAACGGCGGCGGACAUCGACGACAUUAUUGCUCGGGCGCAGUGGUUCUACUACACCAGGCUGAAGGGUUCUGCGGUCCCCUUUGAGACUUACCUCAAGAUCCGCACACACGAGACCGAGAGCCGGCCCAUGAAAAGCCCUAUGGUCUCGACCUCGGCGCUGCCCACCGAGCCAGAGGCCCCAGCGUACAGCGAGGGCUCCAUCUCCGUGACGGCUGCGCCUCCGACGCCGCCCACUGGGCAUCUGGCACGCGCACCGGAUGAGAUGACGUUCAACGACGUGGUCCGCCUCAUUGCGGCUGGACGCGCAGGCGAAGUCCCUACCCAGGACAUCCCGGACGGAAUUAACGAGGCAGCGCCGAGUGUGAGCACUAUGAGUGCCCGUCCCAAGCCAUGGGAGUCAAGCGGAGAGGCUACAGCAGUGGACUCUGCUGUCGAGAGUGCGACGCACGACCAUGGAACAGCACCGGAUGGCAGCUCCGCGGCGCCUCCAGCGUACUGA